UUGCUGCUGUCUCGGAGAUGGUCAACAUAAUGACCAUAAUCUAAAUUGCACUUUAUCUCAUCACUAAUAACGUUCUUCCCCGCACGAGCUUCCUAAAGACGUCCAAAAAAUGCAACUAAAGCAUCUUAAAACACUGUUAACACCCCAGGAGGGUGCUGCCAAAGUGACAUGCAUGACCUGGGCACCGAAUAACACCAAGUUCGCUGUUUGCACUGUUGACAGAGUGGUGCUUAUCUAUGAUGAGGGGGGAGAGAGGAAAGACAAGUUCUCCACCAAACCCUUAGACUCCAAGUACGGGAAACAGAGCUAUGUUGUCAAUGACAUGGCGUUCUCACCGGACUCCACCAAAAUCGCCAUCGGCCAGUCUGACAACAUCAUCUUUGUGUACAGAAUUGGAGAAGAUUGGGGGGACAAGAAAGCCAUUUGCCACAAAUUUGUUCAGACGAGCGCGGUGACUUGCUUGCUUUGGCCUGUAGAGAAUGUAAUUGUUUAUGGAUUAGUGGAUGGCAAGGUUCGCCUCGCCAACACUCAGACAAACAAGUCGUCAACCAUCUACUGCACCGAGUCCUGUGUCGUGUCACUGGCAUCCAAUGUUUCUGGUAAAGGCAUCCUGUGCGGCCACGCCGAUGGGACUGUCGUGCGUUACUUCUUUGAUGACGAAGGCUCGGGAGAGUCUCAGGGUAAGCUGUUGAUACACCCGUGCCCACCUUACGCUCUGGCCUGGGCUGCAAACGGCAUCAUGGUGGGCGGCUGUGACAAGAAGAUAGUGGCCUACGGCAAAGAGGGUCACCUUCUGCAGACCUUCGAGUACAGCCGCGACCGGACGGAGAAGGAGUUCACCGUGGCCGCCACCAGCCCCAGCGGGCAGUCUGUUGUGUUUGGCAGUUAUGACCGGUUGCGGGUGUUUAACUGGGCUUCCAGGGCCGGCGUGUGGGAGGAAGCCAAGUCUAAAGAGAUCGUCAACCUCUACACCAUCACCAGCCUGGCCUGGAAGAAAGACGGAUCACGCCUCUGUGCUGGAACACUGUGUGGGGGGGUGGAGCUGUUCGAUUGCUGCUUGCGGAGAACUCUCUAUAAGAACAAGUUUGAGAUGACCUACGUCGGUCUGAACCAGGUGAUAGUGAAGAACUUCUCUACAGGAACACGAGUGGUCCUCAAGUCUUAUUACGGUUACGAGAUAGAAGAAGUUAAGAUCAUGGGCAAAGAUCGCUACCUGGUGGCUCACACCUCCGACACUCUUCUGCUGGGAGACCUGCUGACUAAUAAACUGAGCGAGGUGCCGUGGCCCGGUUCUGGAGGAAACGAAAAGUUCUUCUUUGAAAAUGAAUCUGUGUGUAUGAUCUUUAACGCUGGCGAGCUGAGCCUGGUGGAAUACAGUAACAAUGAGAUCCUGGGAUCAGUCAGGACAGAAUUUAUGAACCCUCACCUCAUCAGCGUCCGACUAAACGAGAGGAAGCAGAGAGGCAUUGAAGACAACAAGAAGCUGGCCUAUCUGAUUGAUAUAAAAACCAUUUGUAUUGUGGACUUGGCCGGAGGCUUCAAUCUGGGAACCAUCAACCAGACCUCCAAGAUCGACUGGCUGGAGCUCAAUGAAACCGGACGCAAGCUGCUGUUCAGGGACAAGAAGCUGCGGCUCCACCUGUAUGACAUCGAGACCAGCGUAAAGACCACGCUGCUGAGCUUCUGCUCCUACGUGCAGUGGGUUCCUGGCAGCGACGUGGCGGUCGCACAAAACAGGGGAAACCUGUGCAUCUGGUACAGCAUCGACAGCCCCGAGAGCAUCACCAUGUUCCCCAUCAAGGGAGACAUUGUGGAUCUGGAGAGAGUGGAUGGGAAGACGGAUGUGCUCGUGACGGAGGGCGUCAGCACGGUGACGUACACGCUGGACGAAGGCCUCAUUGAGUUCGGUACUGCGAUCGAUGACGGGGAUCACGACCGAGCCACAGCAUUCCUUGAGACUCUUGAGAUGUCACCAGAGACUGAAGCCAUGUGGAAGACACUCAGCAAGCUGGCUCUGGAGGCUCACCAGCUGCAUAUCGCAGAAAGGUGUUUCGCUGCGUUGGGAGACGUCUCCACCGUGCGUUUCCUCCACCAAACAAAGCAGAUUGCCGACAAAGUUUCAGAUGAAAUGGGAGGAGAUGGAACGGCCUUUUUCCAAGUGCAAGCCCACGUGGCCAUGUUGGAUAAGAACUUUAAACUGGCUGAGAUGCACUACAUGGAGCAGAAUGCCAUUGAUGAAGCCAUAGAGAUGUACCAGGAGCUGCACAUGUGGGACGACUGCAUCGCUGUGGCUGAAGCCAAGAGCCACCCGGAGCUGGACAGCCUGCGGGGGAACUAUUACCAGUGGUUGACGGAGACGGGUCAGGACGAGAAGGCCGGGGAGGUGAAGGAGAGCGAAGGAGACUUCCAGGGGGCCAUCAACCUCUACCUGAAGGCCGGGCUGCCGGCUAAAGCCGCCCGACUGGCCAUCAGCCACCCGGAGAUCACCAACAACAGCGACACCGUCAGCCGCAUCGCCGCCAGUCUCAUCAAGGGAGAGUUUUACGAGAGGGCGGGAGAUCUGUACGAGAAGAUCAGAAACAACCAGAGAGCUCUGGAGUGCUACUGCAAAGGAGGAGCCUUCAGGAAAGCCGUGGAGCUGGCUCGCCUUGCCUUCCCUGCUGAGGUGGUGAAACUGGAGGAGGCCUGGGGAGACUACCUCGUCCAGCAGAAACAGAUGGACGCCGCCAUCAACCACUUCAUUGAAGCAGGCUGCUCCCUUAAAGCCAUCGAGGCGGCCAUCGCAGCGCGUCAGUGGAAGAAGGCCGUCCACAUCCUGGAGCUACAGGAGGAUUCAUCGGCAGGGAAAUACUACGUGAAGAUCGCUCAGUACUACGCCUCCACGCAGGACUACGAGCUGGCAGAGCAACUGUUUGUGAAAGGAGGUCACAUCAAAGAUGCUAUAGACAUGUACACGACAGCAGGACGCUGGGAGGAGGCUCAUAAGUUGGCAGUGACGUGUAUGACGGAGGAGGAGGUGAUGGCUCUGUACGUCAGCAGAGCGCAGGAGCUGGAGAGAGAUGAGAAAUUCAAGGAGGCCGAGAGGCUGUUUGCCACAGUGAAGCAGCCUGACCUCGCCAUAACCAUGUACAAGAAGAACCGGAUGUUUGAUGAUGUUAUUCGCUUGGUGGCCAGACAUCACCCAGACUUGCUGACAGAGACUCACCUGCACCUGGCCAAGGAGAUGGAGGCCGAGUCCAGGUUCUCGGAGGCAGAGUACCACUUCAUGGAGGCUGAAGAGUGGAAAGCUGCCGUCCACAUGUACAGAGUCAACGAUAUGUGGGAGGAUGCAUACAGGGUGGCUAAGAACCACGGAGGUCCUGGAGCCCAGAAGCAGGUGGCCUACCUGUGGGCUCGCGGCCUGGGAGGAGAGGCGGCCGUCAAGCUGCUCAACAAGUUUGGCCUCCUGGAAUACGCCAUCGAGUUUGCUUCAAAUAACUUCUCGUUCGACUUUGCCUUUGAUUUGGCUCGUCUUUCGUGUAAGGAGAAGAUUCCCGAGAUCCACCUCAAACAUGCCAUAUACCUGGAAGAUGAGGGCAAGUUCACUGAGGCCGAGUUAGAGUUCAUCAAAGCUGGAAAACCCAAAGAAGCCGUGUUCAUGUAUGUGCACAACAAGGACUGGGCCAGUGCGCAGCGGGUUGCUGAGGGCCACGAUCCAGAGAGCGUGUCUGAGGUUCUGGUCGGCCAAGCCAAGUUCUGCUUUGAACAGAAAGAUUUCCAGAAGGCUGAAGCCUUCCUGCUCCGAGCCCAGAGACCCGAACUAGCUGUUAAAUAUUACAAGGAUGCAGACAUGUGGAGCGAUGCCAUGCGUAUCUGUAAGGAGUAUCUCCCCAACAAGCUCUCCGUGCUGCAAGAGGAGUACGAGAUGGAGACCUCCAAGAAGGGACUCGGGGGAGUGGAGGGUCUGCUGGAACAGGCCAAGGAGUGGGAGCAGUCGGGUGAAUACUCCCGGGCCGUGGAGUGUUACCUGAAGGUGAAGGACGACUCCAACUCGGCCCUGAUGGAGAAGUGCUGGAUGAAGGCAGCAGAGUUGUCCAUCAAGUUCCUCAGCGGAGAUCGAGCGCUGGAGGUGACCCAGCUGGUCGGACCACGACUCACACAGCUGAGAAAGUACAACACUGUGGGUGAACACACGCACACACACACACACACACACACAGACACAAAGACACACGCACACACACACACACAC
Messenger RNA from Cottoperca gobio, 4231 nucleotides. RefSeq names its product intraflagellar transport 172 (gene ift172). Lineage: Eukaryota; Metazoa; Chordata; Actinopteri; Perciformes; Bovichtidae. Gene Ontology annotation, molecular function: protein binding. The annotation marks the transcript as partial. Gene Ontology annotation, biological process: intraciliary transport. The transcript has 36 exons. The record is from RefSeq and is a predicted model, not a curated record. Gene Ontology annotation, cellular component: ciliary basal body; axoneme; intraciliary transport particle B.